GAACUUUACGACUGCUGCGUUACCGCGAUGGAAUUAAUGUGGUGAAGCAGUCAGUUUCAUACGUCUACAUGCAAGGAGAUAAAACUGCUCGAAAUUGUAAAAUGUCACUUGGGUUUACAUAUUUUUAGACGGAAUAUAAAGUAGCCGUAAUCUUAGGCAAUAUAGUGGGUUGACUUAACGAAUAUUUAGUGAGUAACAAUGGGCGGUGUGACUAUAAUUUAUGGACGACCUUUGAGCAACGUUCGAGUGACCUUGGGAGUGUCCACUUGACAACUAUGACUAAAUGAGGGUUAUAAACCAGUGUGCGGAGUUAGAAUUAUGAUUUACAGUUGAUGAUUAGGUUUAUGAAUUGGAUUUAGGGUUUUCAUAAUGAACUGACCUCAGCUAUAAUGCAAAAACUCUAUUUAGCCAAAUAGGUUACUGGAUUUCGCUCUAAAAUCCGGGGCCUGCUAUAAAUUAAAGUCUCACCACGGUUAAUAGGCUAUUUAAUCACCUCGCAAUAGAUUAUCUCAACACCAAGAUGGAUUUUUCGGUGUUUCUAUUUUGUCGAUGUGAAAUUACUUUCUUUGCGACAUUGGUGUCGUAAGCAUAAGGCUCUUAUGCUUGACUGACGGGAGAUAUUUGGUUUUGCCUUUCUUGUUUGCAGACAACACAAAGGUUCGGGUGAUAUUAGAUAGUAAUGCUAGUUAUCUUGGUCUCUAGGCUGAUAUGGAUGAGUAACCCUGUUUUUACUGAGGGGGGUGUUUGGAGAUCAGUCCCAAAUAGGAUGAAGCGCGCGUUUUGUGUUCCACGGUUAGCCGCUGUCCAAGUCUGCUUAUGUUGCUUGUGACUGUAUGGCAAUAGUGGGUAGUUUGCGAAUGAGGCACACAUGCCAAAGGAGAUUGUUUAGUUGCAGUCCUUAUCAUCAGUCGUAGGAUCCAAACAACCAAUACAAAUGAAUUAAAAUUCGCCCCAGUGACUAACCGGACUUAGUAGCUUAGCGGAUAACGCAAUAACAGGCGGUACUAGGUUCAAGUGCUGGAGAUAACAUCAACCCUGUAAUGCAUAUAUAACUAGCUAACGAGUCCUAAAUAGGAUGCAUCGCGCGUCCUGAAUUCCAUUGCCAGACACCAUUUAACUCUGAUGAUAACGUAAGUUACGUAUCAACCAGAUUUAUAAAAUAGGCUCUAAAUUAUACUGUUUAUUUAAAUGCUAUUGAUAUUACCUGACUUCCCGAAAAAAUAAGAUGAACCAAGGUUCUUACCUGCGAUUUUUAUUAUCCAAACAUAUAUCUGCUGCUCAAAGACUGAUGUUGAUACAUUAAUUCAUGCAUACGUAGACUGCUACACAAGUUAGUACUGGGAAUCACGCAUUUAAUUAUCUGUUUUUACAUAUUCAUAUGUUAAAUUCAUUAUAUUUCGCUUCUAUCGCGUUUCCUACCAUCAUCAACUGUGUUGACUUUGUUUACCAAAUAUGAUUUGCCUUUUAUUAAAGGGUCUGUGUAUCCUUGUCAAUCAUUGUCGUCAGUCGUUAAACCUUAUAUUAGUUUAAAUCGUGAAUAGCACUUUUCUGAAACUUCAUAAUGGCGGUCUUGGGUGAAGAGUGGUUUGCUGUUGGAGACAUUUAUUUCAGAAAGCUUCAUCUUUACGAUAUGCCGUGGGGUAUGGGAUUUUCAAUAUCACAAUUCAAGACAUCGAUUUGUCAGUAUUCUGGUUAUAUCGCAAUGUAUUUGGAUGGCCAAGCGGGAGCGAAACCUAUACUUCAAAUAUAUACAUCAUCAGGCAAACUCGUUUCCCAAAGUGUUUGGAAAGAUGCACCUGGUAUAUUGCUUGGUUGGACUUUGUCAGAGGAUUUAUUAGUUAUCCAAAAAACAGGAUUCACUAUCAUAUUAGAUCAUCAGGGCAAGUUUGUUCGACGUUUUAGUAUGGGACCUGAAGCUGAAGAAAGAGAAAUAAUUAGUGCUAAGCUUUUUACCAUUGAUUAUAAUACAGGAAUAGCUGUUCUUACCGGUGGAAACCACAUAUAUGUAACUACCAGUAUCGAAACUCCACGUAUGCGACGCCUUGUAGAAUUACCUGGACCAGUAAAGUCUUUGUCACAUUGGACUAUUGUCACAACACCUCUUGAAACUGGAACACCUGAUUCUUUUCGAAGCCCAUGGGUGAUGUUUUCAAACAAAAAGAAUUUGUACCGAGCUGACUUUGGAACAGUUGAAGGUGUAAGUACUUCCAAGCUUUGAAUUGUCUCAAACCUCGCAGUGAAUCAGAAAGGGAGCUAUUAGUUGUGAUGCGUAGGAUUACAAAAAUAGAAAUUAUUAAAUUAUUUUAUUACUCCCAUGCACGAUGCAGGAUUUCAAUGAAUACAUAUUUGUUUAAACAUAGUCUGAACCUGUGUUUCCUUCAAAUUUAUCGACCAUCGUUUGAUAUUCAUUACUUUCCUAAUCCCUGUGUGUAAUAUUAGUCUUAUCUGUUAUUUCUGCACCAGUCAAUAUCAGUCACAUUCAAUAAAGCGAUUAUCAUUACUACUUUACUCAGGAAUCUGCUUGGUACUUGCUUCUUUUUGGAGUUUACUCUCAUCAGAAUGUCAACUUAUUUUACAAUAAAUGCUCCUUUUCCUUAUAUUAUAGAUGUGAAUAUUAAACUUUGUGACCUUAGUUUACCGUCAAUAACUUCGUCUAGCAUGACUUCAAGAUACUCGUCGGUCUAUAUUCUGGAAUGCUAUGCUUCUCAAGUGCACACUGUCCACUAUUAUUUAAUAAAACUAAAUUAGUUUCUCAUUCACCAACCAUUUUCCCCACUUGUGUUUUUUAUCACUUAACGUAGUUUCUAUCGAUAAGUAAAUUAAAAUCAGUUGUUUUAUUUUUAUCAAACUCCUAAAUCAUUUAAAUAUAAGUCCCCCUUGUACGAUAGAGAUGGAUUUUAGCAGCCUGAAUAAUUAGAAGUUAAUGUCGGUUGCUGACAAAAUAGUAUCUAUUUUAAAAAAAAACACAACUGUUUUCUACGUCAUCUGUUGCUGCGUGUACCCACUAAACAGUCAGUUAAUCAUAAUAAACGUAGAGCCUGGCACAAAUAUACAGUAAUCUAAGACGCUCUAUCACGUUGAGGCAGCGAGAUGAAGGCAACAAGACGAAUUGUGAAAGGCAUAAUGAAGGAUAUGAAUCGAAAGAAGACAAAAGGAGGAGUAAUGAUGAACGGAUUAUGGAGCUUAAGAUCUAGAAAGUUAGAGGAAAUUCAUCUGCGCCAUUGUCAUUGUUUCUAAGCGAUGUCAUCCAAUGUGCCCAGCAACUGAUCGUAGUUGUUGUGCAUAGCCCAGUCAGGCAGUCUGCAUCUACCAGCAUGGUUCAGAUCAGUAGCCAGUGUCCUCGUGAACUGAUGCCAAGCCUUAGUUUGACCACCCUUACUUUUUUUCCAACUUACAUCUACACCAGCUAAUAUCACGCGUCGAGGUAAGCCAUGGCUAGACAUGUGCAACACGUUCCAAUCACCUCAGAUGAUGGGAAUUCAACAUACUAAACAAUGUUUUAUUCAUGAGGUUUUCCUCAAAUAUAUAUAUAUUUUUCUCUACUAUCCAGAUUGAUUUGUCAAAGCUUACUAGGUCAACUGGUUCUGAUAUUUACUUAUUGUCUAUAUCUUUGAAUAUGCAAUUUGUUGCAAUUUAUUUAACCAAUGGUGAAUUGUUAAUUACCAAUACACGAUUUACUGAAUUACAUUCACAUAUUGACUUGACCCAACGUAUAUCAGUUAUGUUGGUGAAUAAUAAUAAUUCAGCUAAUCAAAAAUUCAAUCAUCCUAAAACGAUGCUUUGGUUAACUAAUUCAGCUGUUGUGCUUCAAUGGAAUAAUUUAAUUGCUAUUAUAAGUACACAGUCAGAUAUUUAUGAAACAUUUUAUGCUGAUGAUAUAUUCUUAGCACAAGAGAUUGAUGGAAUUCGCAUUCUAUCACCUACAUCACACGAAUUAUUACAACGUGUACCAUCCCCAUUAGAAUCACUUGGACGUAUUGGAGCAUCGUGUCCAGCCACAUGGUUAUUGUCUGCAAGUAAGAGUUUAAAAAUCAAUUGUGGACGUACUAAUGAUUAUUUAUUGCCUAUUAAACAACCUAAUCAAAUGAUUGAUGCAAUAUCACAUUGUAUUGAAGCAGCAUGUCAUGCAACUGUUGAUCCUAUUUGUCAACAAGAACUACUGGAAUCUGCUCAUUUAGGUCGAGGAUUAUUAUCAGCUAUGAUGAAUACUACUCCUAAUGCUACUAUUUCUUCUACCACUGUUACUAACAAUAACAAUACAGUUCAUUAUUCAGUUGAGGCUAAAUUGAAAGAACUGUAUGGAUUAUCAUUAGUCGUACAAUUUGAUUUCCACCUUGUUGUUCGGUCAUUCUGCUGAAGUGUAACAUCGAUUGUAUGGCACGUAACACAGCCACUUUCGUUGGUACAGGUUCACAACGUCAUAAACAGACUUACCAUCAUCAGUUAUACUUGACACCUCAUCACAACAUUUCGCACUUGGUUGCUCCAUAUCAUUUAGUCAGUGGUAGAAAGACAUAUGAUCAAAUACAUGACUUAAAUCAAUCUUCUCAUUCUUAGUGGUCAAGUUCCAACCUAGAGUACCCCACCGAAAACUGUUGUGGAUUAUAUUUUCCUUCUGAUUGGCGGUAGGAUAUAUUCCCGACACUGUUGAAGCUGUAAGUUCGUAAAUGACUUAUUCUAAUCUAUUAAGUUAUCCAUGACUCAUUCAAUAGUUUUAUUUUACUCCUAAGCCUUAACUGUGUCUAGCUAAUGUGGUUCGACAGCAUAUUAAUAAUGUAUUCCAAUACUUUAAGUUUGCUAAUUUUACAUAAAAAUUAAGUAGUUACUUUUCGGUUCCUUUUGCAUCAUAAUUUUAUUGUUUCUUAUAGCGCGGAUCAUGCUGCAAAGGUUUGUCAAACUUUGCGUUUGUUAAAUAGCUUAGCUGUUCCAUGGUUAGGUAUUGCACUAACGUGGCGUCAGUUUCGUGAAUUAGGACCAAACAAAUUGUUUGAACGUUUAUUGAUGCGCCGUCAUUACCCAAUGGCGAUUGAACUUGUUCGAAUCCAUCAAAAACAUAAAUGGCCAAUAAGCAUUCUAGAAGAAAGUCAAAGCAAUUAUGGGACAUGCACAUUUACUCGUUUACUUGCUCAUUGGGCAUGCAAUAGUUCUAUAACAUCUUCAGGAGCAGCUACAUUGAUAUCAGAACGGGUAGCAGCUAUUGUGGAUAAAUUAUUCAACAAUUCAUCAGAGAGCAAAUCUAAGUCUAGUAAUCAUCAUGCCAACUAUUACAGUACCUCUAUUCCUCAUUUGGACUUCGCUGAUGUAGCUAGUCAAGUUAUUUCAGCUGGUCGAGAAACAGUUGCGGAGCAAAUAUUAGAAUAUGAGCCACGCGCUUGGCGUCAGGUACCAUUACUUUUAAAAUUAUCUCGUUAUAAUCGUGCAUUAGUUCGAGCAGUAGAGACUGGAAAUCCUGAACUAAUUACGACAGUUGUGGUAGCAUUGCAAGAGCAAAGUAAAUUACCACCGGCAGAUCUUGCAAUGGUACUUCGUCGGCAUCCAAUAGCUCUGGCCAUAUAUCAAGAGACAUUAGAACAAGCUGAUCAUUCUAAAUCUGGUUCUGAAAAUUCAACAAAAGCUGCUCUUUUAAAUUUUGAUCAUGAAAAUGAUCAUGCUUCAGAAGCUAAAAAAAUUGUUCUCUCAGCCUAUCAAGAAAAUGUAAGUUGUUCUCUUCUUUUAUUUUCUACUUUUCACUCAUUUUAAAAUAUUUGGUUUCCGUGAAGUUAAGUAAUCCUUUUUCCAAGUCUCAGACUUCUAUGUAUGGUUGGAACCACUUAAGCUACUUCUGUUAACCUUCAUCACAGGCAAUACAGACUGACUCCAAAGAGUGCCUUUAUUUGGUGAUCUAAGAAGAGUUUUUAGUUCCGUCUUGGUUAUUUUGACGUACAAUAGGUUAUCAUUUCAGUUCAUUAACAAAAGUUGUAUCCAUUAGUGAUAUUCACUAUCAUCUCAACUUUAUGACCAAUGCUGUUUUAAAGAACAAUUCAAUUAUCGAUGGUUGAGAUUGAAAGUAAGCUAAUGAAUUCCAGUCUAUCAAACUUUGAAUACACCAAUUUCUACGUUUAUUUUAAUAAAGGUGUUUGAGUAUCCCUUGUUAGAGUGAUAGUUUAAUAGUUUAAGCAUUCAUUUUCCAAGCAGUAGGUUGGAAACUUGUAAUCCAUUUAGCAUAUUUUGAUUUGGCCAUUCGAGCAGUAUUAUCAGCUUUCACAUUUAAAGUGUGCCUCAAAAGUCAUGUACUAUUCUUAAUAAGUCAGUCUCAUGUAACAUUGCUUACUUACGCCUGUUACUUCCAAUAAAGCAUAGGCCGCCGACCAGCAUUACUUUGAUAAAAUAAUAAUGGUAGUAAUAAUAAUCAUUAUAAUAUAAUUGCUACAGUUUGUAUACUCUUAAAUCUUAUGAUCGAACAAUUGAUUUUAAUUAAUUGUAGAGUUUAGCUUCACGAUUGACAUUAUUACAAAAUGCUGAAGAGAUUUAUCGUCAAUCAAAGAAUGAUUUUAUGGCUCAGCAAUGUAACGCACAAGUUCGUCUAUUGAAAUUUCAAAGUAAACUUGAGAAACAAGAAAUAUCUGCUCCUGUCUUCGAAAUUAAAUCCAUACCCGGCUCUAAUCGUAUAUUACCCGAGGUAGUACAGUCUGGUAGUAUAAAUGAGAAGCUUUGGGUUGGUCAGUCGCUAAACACAACACUCAGUCGUUUGUUAGCUUCCGGGCAAUCCGAACGUCAAGCAGAUCAAUUACGCAGAGAAUUUAGAGUUUCAGAAAAACGUUUCGCUUUUCUUCGUGUUGUUGGUAUGGCAAUCAAUAAUGCAUCUUGGUUAGAAAUGGAUAAAAUGAUUCGAGCAAAAAAACCACCGGUUAAUGUUGAGAUAUUAAUCAAAAUUUGUAUCGACGGCAAUCGUAUAGACGAAGCGAUAAAACUAAUUUCUAAACUUCCACCUGAACGAACAGUCCGUUUCUGGGUAAUGACUGGGAGAAUCGAAGAAGCCAUUCAAGUAGCGGUUCGCGAGAAAUCAGAAUAUGAUUUAUUGUAUAUUCAGCGUGAAGUUGGAAAAACCAACAAAGAAUUAUAUGAUCGGAUUACUAAUCUACGAGCACAAAUUCAGUGAUGAUUUAUAUUUUAACACAUAAAUAACUGGAAUUUCUCUGAAACGAUGUUAGUUUUAUCUACGUCUAAUCUUUGUUUUUUUUGAAAGAACAAACCUAUCUAUUUUUUAUCCUUUAUGAUUUACUUCAUCAAACUUGUAAAUACCGACUUGUGAUCGAUUGAUUUUUUCUAUUGAACUUCUUUCUUCUAUUGUACACACUGAUUGUGCCAUUUUUUUGCUUAAUAGUAAAACCUCUCAUAAUCCUUAUCUGAACAUUUGAUUUUGUAAACAAAAUACUACUGUUACAACAAAAUUAUUUCCAGUUAUUAUUUAGUUACACUUGUAGGAGGGGAGACAAUAGAGGUAUUUAUCUGGUUAAUCG
Molecule: messenger RNA, 7499 nt
Organism: Schistosoma haematobium
Lineage: Eukaryota; Metazoa; Platyhelminthes; Trematoda; Strigeidida; Schistosomatidae
Product: Vacuolar protein sorting-associated protein 16
Exons: 10
Coding region: 3506-4357 (283 amino acids)
Biological process (GO): endosomal transport; intracellular protein transport; vacuole fusion, non-autophagic
Cellular component (GO): lysosomal membrane; cytoplasm; endosome
Molecular function (GO): actin binding
Source: RefSeq, a predicted model, not a curated record